GAGAUGCACUCGCAUCCUCUGUGUGUAUGUGUCAUGCCGGCGCUUUUCUGCUGAGGCCCGUCUGAUCUCGGAAAGUACCUGUUGUUGAAGUAUACUGUGGACAGUGGGAUGAGGAUCAUCAUCUUAGUGUUGACCUGCCUAGGGAGCUGCUGCGUGUCGCCAAACAAAACUCUUCAACACGUUUUAUUGGGGAGCACAACAGUUAUAAACUGUGGAAGUUUGAAUACCGCUGGUACCGAUGAAGUCAAGUGGUUCUUCAGUAAAGACCAGGGCUCUAAACGGCUCUUGAUGUUUCACAUAAACAAACAAGGGCGAUCUGUUAUUAACUCACUUAUAAAAGAUCAUCCAAAAAGGACAGUUGCAAGGAAUAUGUCAUUGGUUAUUGAAGACUUUAAUGAAGAGGAUGAAGGAGUUUAUGUCUGUGAAGUAUACCUGAGCACAUCACCAUACACCAUCACCACAUCUAAAUGGAUUUUAGAAAAAAAGACUCCACCAUCAAAGUGGUGGUAUGCUGUUAGAGGUGAUGGCUAUCAACAUGAAUGUACUGGUAUGGGCAAGGCUGUUCAAUGGACCUUUCAGCCACUGACAGGGAAUAGAGAUAGACAAUAUUCUCAAAAUUCCUCUCUUGUCUUAACCAACAUUGAAGAACAUAUAGCGGGGAAUUACACUUGUUGGAUUAUAUCAGGAGAUGGACAACAAGAAAGAGCUUUUUCAUUGAUACUUUGCAUUGUCUCUGGCACUUCCGAUGAAAGGGAAUCUCCGCAGAACUGUAGUCUUCUGUGCAGUAAACGCAGUGACAUUGAGACAUUAGAUCCACUUGUUGUGGUCACUGAUAGAGUGAACAUCACUGUAUACCACAAAUCAAAGAAACCAGAUGGACGGGUGGACUGCAUUGUCACUCUUAAGGGUGGGCAUAAAAAAGACAACAUUCAAUCAAAUAGUUCAGCUUUCCAUAAUGGGUUUGGAAACUUUACAAAGGACAUAACAAACGCCCCUGGCAUAAACACAAAUGCACCGGUCUCUCACGGCAGCUCCCGAGCUGUGAAGUCAAUAUGGAUCAGUUUAACUGUCUGUUUAGGUUUGUGUUGUCUAGUUAUUGUGUUGGUUGCGUGUCACAGAAGAAGAGUUGAAGUAUCCAACAUUGACUGUCUCAGAGAUUGUCAUGGAGUUUGUCAUUUCAACUCCAGAUCAGAGGAUGAAGUACAUGAAGUACAUUACAUGUCAGUGCUGUUUAGAAGAUCUGAUGGAAGUGUGUUGAGAUCUGCAAAUGAAUGUGUGUACAGUGACAUCAAAGUGCAAAAUGCAAAAUGACAUUGAUUUUGUUUUCUAUGAUGAUGCUGAAUUCUGUGA
This is a messenger RNA of Alosa alosa (allis shad), 1350 nucleotides long. RefSeq lists its product as uncharacterized. The transcript has 9 exons. Lineage: Eukaryota; Metazoa; Chordata; Actinopteri; Clupeiformes; Clupeidae. Bases 109 to 1311 code for a protein of 400 amino acids. The record is from RefSeq and is a predicted model, not a curated record.